Messenger RNA from Cynocephalus volans (Philippine flying lemur), 3247 nucleotides. It is a transcript of the gene STARD7, whose product is annotated as StAR related lipid transfer domain containing 7. The record is from RefSeq and is a predicted model, not a curated record. Lineage: Eukaryota; Metazoa; Chordata; Mammalia; Dermoptera; Cynocephalidae. Bases 425 to 1546 code for a protein of 373 amino acids. Gene Ontology annotation, molecular function: lipid binding. The transcript has 8 exons.
GGGUAGGUUGCAGGCGGGCAUCGCGUGUGGCGGGCGCGGAGCGCGGCAUCUUUUCUGCUGUAGGGCGGGAGCCGCCCGCGCCGCCGCUUCCCGCGCGCUCUGCACCACGGCCCCCGGCGCCGGCUGGAGAACGCCAAAAACCUAAGGGGCCGACAGGUCGGCUGGCUCGCGGCUCGAGCCCGGGAGCUCCUCGUGCAGCGGUCGCGGGGCCAUCCCCGCGGCUGCUGCCAUGACCAACUCUUUCCCCAGAGCGGAUUCUUCCUUAGCGGUCGCUGUAGAGAGGGAUGAGGGCCGGCUCCUGGCCUCAGGACCGUGAGACGAGUUCGGGGCAGGCCGGUUAAGGGGACUCCGCAGAGGCCGCCUGCGCCUUCCCGGGCUCGUUCUUUCUGCGCCGGAGACCUCGCGGCGGGCGCGGGGAGGCGGAAUGUUCCCGCGGAGGCCGCCGGCCACCGUGUCCGCCUGGUUGGCGGGGACGCGGGGUGGGGGCCUGCUGGCCCUGCUGGCCAAUCAGUGUCGCUUCGUGACGGGCCUGCGCGUGCGGCGCGCACAGCAGAUCGCGCAGCUCUACGGCCGCCUCUACUCGGAGAGCUCGCGUCGCGUCCUCCUCGGCCGCCUCUGGCGCCGGCUGCGCGGCCGUCCUGGCCAUGCCUCUGCCUUGAUGGCGGCGCUCGCUGGCGUCUUCGUGUGGGACGAGGAGAGGAUCCAGGAGGAGGAAUUGCAGAGAUCCAUUAAUGAGAUGAAACGGUUAGAGGAAAUGUCAAAUAUGUUUCAGAGCUCUGGAGUUGAGUGCCACCCUCCAGAACCAAAGUCCCAAACAGAAGGGAAUGAAGAUUUGGAGGACAAAGAGCAACCAUGGGAAAUGGUGAUGGAGAAGAAACACUUUAAGCUGUGGCGGCGCCCAAUUAUGGGCACCCAUCUCUACCAGUACCGAGUUUUUGGAACCUACACAGAUGUGACACCCCGGCAGUUCUUCAAUGUUCAGUUAGACACAGAGUAUAGAAAAAAGUGGGAUGCCCUGGUGAUCAAGCUGGAGGUGAUCGAGAGGGAUGUGGAUAGUGGCUCUGAGGUUCUUCACUGGGUAACCCAUUUUCCUUAUCCAAUGUACUCACGGGAUUAUGUUUAUGUCCGGCGGUAUAGUGUGGAUGAGGAAAACAACGUGAUGGUGUUGGUGUCACGUGCUGUGGAGCACCCUAGUGUGCCAGAGUCUCCAGAAUUCGUCAGGGUCAGAUCAUAUGAAUCCCAAAUGGUUAUCCGUCCCCACAAGUCAUUUGAUGAGAAUGGCUUUGACUACUUGUUGAUAUACAGUGACAAUCCCCAGACUGUGUUUCCUCGCUACUGUGUUAGUUGGAUGGUUUCCAGUGGCAUGCCAGACUUCCUGGAGAAGCUGCACAUGGCCACUCUGAAAGCCAAGAACAUGGAAAUCAAAGUAAAAGACUACAUUUCUGCUAAGCCUCUGGAAAUAAAUAGUGAAGCCAAGACCACCACCCAGUCCUCUGAGCGGAAGAAUGAGGGUAGUCGUGGCCCUGCUCGGAUUGAAUAUGCCUGAAGGGCUUUGGGAUAAGAAAGGAUAGAUGUUUCAAGCCCUGUCAGUCCCUUGUCACUCCGCUACAGAAUGGGGACAAGUCAUGUGUAUUAGAAGGCAUCUGCUGUAUCCACCAGUGCAAGAUAAUUCAAUUAACAUGUUCAAUUUCAUUGGGAGCCCUUAUUGCUCUUUGUCAAACAGAGAAGAAGGCAGCAUCCACGAGGUGCCAUAUUUUCAGGCCAACCAUUUUUAAAUUUAGUAUUUCACUGAGCUUAUCUGGAACAAACGUCUCCACCUCACGCCAGAAGAGGAUGCCUUCCAUUUGCUUCCUCUGAGUAGUUUCCUCUGCUGACAUUCCAAAUCCCACCAUUGGUUGCGCAGCGCUUUGGAUUUCCUUCAGUUCUGCAGGUCCACCUGGAAAGCGUAGUUGGCUGGUUGAGUUUCUCAGUUGAGGGGUCACUGAGAGUUUUCUUGGUAACUAUCUUAGUGUGAAUGGGUAUGAAUGUCACUUGGCCGUGUUAAGUGCCUUGUCCUCACUUUGCUUUUAUCUUUAGGAACAUGAAGUUUGUACCAAGAAAUUUCUCUCCCUACCUGCAGAAUAUCACCCCAUCGACUCACCUAACCCAAAGAAGUUUCCUUUGACUCGGCCAGUUCUUCCCUACUCAUACCCUAUUCUCAUUGCGUCAUUGCCUGCUUCCCAACCUUAGCCCUUUUACCAAGAGCACUGGGAGAGGACUCCUUUUAGACAGUAGCUUUCUAUAUCAGUGUUUUCGUAGGAUCAGUGGAGAUGCUCAAAACAUCACAUUUACCUUUAGUUUAUUUUUUUAAACCUUUGCGUCAAAAAGGAGUUGGGGAGUCAAGUGGAAUUUCUCCAUAGUCCCACUGUAUAGAGAACACCUUUUUGAUUCAGGUGUUAUUUUUCACACUUUAGUUUUGACUUGUCCUUGGAAGACUAAAGGCAAAGGAGUGGGAGCUGGGCCACUUGGACCUCUCAGAGCUGUAGAUAAGCUGUGUGAACCAAUACUAAUAUAGUGGAGAUGUGGUUCAUGUGACCCUCUUGUUCCUCUAAAGAGGUUUUCCUCCUCUCUUCAGAGCUAAAAUCACAACAGAUGGCUAAGGUCACAACAGAUGGUAUCAGUUUGGCCUAGCUGGUUUUACAAUCUGUUGGGAGAAUAGGGAGCAAGUUUUAGAAAUUUUUAAAUCUUCCUCCCUUUUUUUCUGGAGUUUAAAUGGCUGGAUUUUUCCUGCUUGCUACUCAUUUGUGGUGUUGAAAAAGGGAUCUAAACCUGAGAUUAACUUAAAGCCCUCCUUGACCUGAUUGUUGCCUGUUCAGUUUUGUGCCAAGGAAACAACUGCCCCAGUGUUUUAUGUCUUACCUUCUCUGGGUCAUUGGCAGAGCAGAGAGAUGCAUUGAGCAGUCCCAGCUUCUUUUCAUUGAUUAUUUCUCUCUUCUCCCCCAGGACCUGACAGAGCCAGGGAAGGGUCCCUGGGUUAUGUUCACACUUAGCUCCUGCAGUGGUUGGGGUGUGAAUGGAUGUAUGCAGGAGAGUGUGUGCGUGUACAGGUGCUGAAGAGUUGUGGUUGCUCCAUAUUGUGACUUAACAGCAAUUUGACUCUGCACUUGGUGUCCCUCUGUACAGUUACUUAUGUCGUCGUAAUGAUUUCACUCCUAACUGUAACAUUUUUAUUAAACGUGUGAAUAAAUACAUAAAGAUUGGUACAAAA